UAUAUAUAAUAUAUAUAAAUAUGAAUGAUCCUUGUUCGUUUUUGUUCACCCGUGAGAUCUACAACUUUGCAGGAGUGAAUAGAAUCAUAGCAUAGCAGAGACUCGUGGCAGAUGAAAAGAAAAUCAGAGAAAAAAGGAUUUGACUGGAUUUAUCAGGGGAUGCUGCUUUCUUGGAUUAGAAUCGAGAGUUUUAAAGGGUAAUUAAUUAACAAGUUUCAGCUGGAUUGGAUUGACUUUCAGUCUUGUUGAGGAGAUGAAGUAAAUUAUCAGUAAGGUUGUGGUGGUGGUGACUCCAUUUUGCUAUGAAAAGCAGGUUGACUUUAUGGAAAGUAUCUGAUGAUCAUAGCUAAUGUUGGAAGGAACAUUAAUUGGCUAUUUCACCGGUGUCCACGUCGGAGCUAGUUUUUGAAUUGCAAGUCCUUUUCCUUCAAUUCUCCUGUUUACCGUAGUUCAUAUUUCGAACUGCUAAUGUCUUGGUGAAUGAUUUGGGAAUUGUAAUAGAGGGAAUGUUUUGCUAGUAAUACACUUUACUAGCAGGUUCCAGGAAUAUAAUUUAUGGCUAAGUAAGACUUUUUGCUACUUCAAAGUGUUUCUCAGUGUCAUUAUUUGUCAGUAGCCUUAUUCUUGUUGGAACUGAAGAGUAAAAUGGAAGCAGAGACUUUGAAAGCCUAUCACAUUCCCAGUUUUCUUCACCCGUCACUUCCAGUUGUUUUGCCUGUGCUUAUGAUUGCAAUAGGAUAUGUUGACCCAGGAAAAUGGGUGGCAGUUGUUGAAGGUGGUUCACGGUUCGGAUUUGAUCUGAUGGCCUUCACACUUAUCUUCAGUUUUGCAGCUAUCUUCUGUCAGUACAUAUCAGCAAAAAUUGGUGUAAUCACGGGAAAAGAUCUUGCUCAGAUUUGCAGUGAUGAAUACGAUAAUUGGACAUGCAUGCUUCUUGGAGUUCAAACAGAACUUUCAGUGAUUAUGCUUGACCUUAACAUGAUGUUGGGCAUGGCACAUGGCUUAAAUAUUCUUUUUGGAUGGGACUUGUUCACUUGUGUGUUUUUAACUGCUACUGGGGCUGUUUUCCAUCUACUUCUUGUUGUCCUCCUUGACAUUGAGAAGGUGAAGAUCCUAGGCCUGUUUGUGGCAGGUUUUGUGCUGCUUUCUUUUAUACUUGGAAUCCUCAUAAAUCAACCAGAAAUUCCAUUACCAAUGAAUGGAAUAAAAACAAAAUUGAGUGGGGAGAGUGCAUUUGUGCUAAUGAGUCUUCUAGGUGCAACUCUUGUGCCUCACAACUUUUACCUUCAUUCUUCUAUUGUACAGUGGCAUCAGGGAUCAACAACCAUUUCAAAGGAUGCCUUAUGUCAUAACCAUUUUUUGGCCAUUAUAUGUGUCUUCAGUGGCCUUUAUUUGGUAAAUAAUGUACUGAUGAAUGCUGCAGCAAAUGAGUUCUACAGUAUGGGUCUUGUUUUGGCUACUUUUCAGGAUGCGUUAGCGCCAGUAGAACAGGUGUUGCGGAGUCCGAUAGCUCUGCUUGCGUUUUUGCUCAUUCUGUUUCUUUCAAAUCAAACCGCAGCACUAACUUGGAGUUUAGGUGGAGAAGUAGUUGUGCAUCGUUUCUUAAAAUUGGAUAUUCCUGGAUGGCUUCAUUAUGCUACAAUUAGAGUAAUUGCCGUUCUGCCUGCCCUUUAUUGUGUUUGGAGUUCAGGAGCUGAAGGGAUGUAUCAACUACUUAUAUUCACUCAAGUGGUGGUAGCUCUGCAACUUCCAUCUUCUGUGAUCCCCCUUUUCCGUAUUGCAUCAUCUAGAUCAAUAAUGGGUGUACACAAGAUCCCACAAUUUGUGGAAUUUUUAGCAUGGGUCAUAUUUAUUGGGAUGCUUGGCUUGAAUAUGGUCUUUGUUGUAGAAAUGAUAUUUGGUAAUAGUGAUUGGGUGGGAAAUUUGAGAUGGAAUAUUGGGAAUGGUGUAUCUAUUUCUUAUUUAUUUCUUCUCUGCACUGCUUUCGCAUCAUUCUGUUUGAUGCUUUGGUUAGCUUCCACACCAUUAAAAUCUGCUAGUGUCCAGUCAGAUGCUCAGGCAUGGAACUGGGACAUGCCAAAGGCCAUACCAAAUACAUGGAUUGCUAAUGAGAAAUCAGAGGUAACUGAAACAAGGUAUCAUGGAGAUGAAUUUGUUCAGGUAAAGGAACCAACACCAGCUCUAGCAAGGACCCCAGAGUACUCAGAUGCACCAGUUGCCAGUUUUCAUCCUGAUCUCUCUGAAACUAUCAUGGAGCCUGAUCUUCAUGUGACUACUGUAAGUGAGACUCAUUCAAUUACAUCAUUUCCUUGCUCCCAAACAUCUGUUGUGAAGGAAUCAGCUUCCACUUCAGAAUCAGAGGCAGUGUCAGAUGUAAUUAGUGAAACGCCUGAUUUUAGAUUGGAAGAUGCCAGAAGUUCAGAUAUGGAAGCACAUGCUCCAGUCGAGAAAACUGUAGAAGUUGAGCAGGAUUUAAAUGCUGAAAGGGAUGAUGAUGAUGUAGACUUGUGGGAAACUGAAGAAACAUCCAAAGCAGUCUCAGCAAGUGCCCCGUCUUCAGCGUCGGAUGGCCCAGCAUCAUUCAGGAGCCUUAGUGGGAAAAGUGAUGAUGGGAGUAAUAGCAUUGGAAGCCUUUCGAGACUUGCAGGUUUAGGCCGUGGCGCAAGGCGUCAGCUAGCUGCUAUUCUUGAUGAAUUCUGGGGACAACUUUAUGAUUUCCAUGGGAAAUUUACCACGGACGCUAAGGCUAAGAGGCUGGAUGUUUUACUAGGAGUAGAUUCGAGGCUCGCCGGCGGCUCUUUGCAGAAAGUGGAUUCAAAUGCAAAGGAAUAUUCUGAAUACCUAAUUCCCGUUGGAAGUAGAGCUCCUGAUACUUCAAUGAACUCUGCUCCAUAUGACUCUCCUAGGCAGCAUAGGAUUCAAAGUAAUAUGGAGGCUUCCUAUGGACUUCAAAGGAACUAUUCCUCCUUACGGGCAAAUUCCACCCAUUUAUUAGAUGAUUAUGCACCGACCUCCUGCCGCAAUCUUGUUGAUGCUGGUGAAAGGCGCUAUUCCAGUGUGCGCAAUCUGCCAUCAUCUGGGGUUUGGGAUUAUCAGCCAGCUACUGUACAUGGUUACCAGAUUGCAUCGUAUAUGAGCCAGGUUGGUAAAGGCAGAAAUUCUGAUAACUUAAAUGCUCCAAUGGAAUUGUCUCCCAUGAAAUCCCCUUCCAUGAGUAGUACAAACUACAGGAAUUCUAUACUUGCUUUGAGGCAAAAGAUGCAGAAUGGUUUAGGUGCUGGCCAACCCCCUGGCUUUGAAAAUGUUUCUACCUCUAUGAAUUGCCGAAUUCCAUCUGAGAGGUCCCAAUAUGACUCUCGCACUUCGGGAUCUACAAAUAAUGCAGUCAGUUCAGUUAAUACUAAGAAGUACCACAGCUUGCCAGACAUUUUAGGAUAUGCCAUUCCUGCCAGGGAUGCUUACAUGUCUGAUAAGAGUGCUCCAUGGGAUAUUUCUGUUGGUGGAUAUGGAUCUUCUGCAAACAUGACUCGAUAUCAGUCCUCAUUAUAUUCAAAUUCUGGAUCGAGGACGGGAGCUCCUUUAGCCUUUGAUGUACUCUCUCCGACAAAAGUCUACAGUGAUGUGCUUUCUUCUCAGUUGAGUUCUGGUUAUGGUACUGGAUCCCUCUGGUCCAGACAACCUUUUGAACAGUUUGGGGUGGAUGAUAAAAUUCAAAAUGUUGCACCAGAUGUUGGAAGUAGGCCCAGUACAACUGCUAAAGAAAAUACUUCUUCUGUGGAUAUAGACAACAAACUUCUUCAAUCUUUUAGACAUUGUAUUGUGAAGCUCUUAAAAUUGGAAGGGUCUGAUUGGUUGUUUAGACAGAAUGAUGGGGCUGAUGAGGAUCUGAUUGAUCGUGUGGCUGCUAGGGAACAAUUCAUUUAUGAAGUUGAAACCACAGAGAUGAACCGGGUCAGUCAUAUGGGAGAAGCUCGUUAUUUUUCUUCUGAUGGGAAAUCUGGUUCUUCAAUGAAGAACAACGAGCUAAAUUGCUCUAGUUUCUCAGUGUCCUCGAUCCCUCACUGUGGGGAGGGAUGUGUAUGGAGAGCAGACUUAAUAAUAAGCUUUGGGGUGUGGUGUAUCCACCGUGUGCUUGACCUUUCACUCAUGGAAAGCCGGCCAGAGCUUUGGGGAAAAUACACAUACGUGCUCAAUCGCCUCCAGGGUGUCAUUGAUCUGGCAUUUUCCAAGCCUCGUAGUCCCAUGGCCCCAUGUUUUUGCCUUCAAGUUCCCAUGGUACACCAGCAAAGGUUAAGCCCUCCUUCUAAUGGCAUGUUGCCGCCUGCCGCAAAACCAGGCCGGGGAAAAUGCACAACCGCAUUAGUGGUGCUUGACAUGGUGAAGGACGUGGAGAUCGCAAUCUCUUCCCGGAAAGGUCGCACAGGAACUGCAGCUGGUGAUGUAGCUUUCCCGAUGGGAAAGGAGAAUCUGGCAUCUGUUCUCAAAAGGUACAAGCGUAGAUUACCCAACAAACCAGUUGGCACUCAUGAAGGGACUCGCAAGAUUCCUACAUCAGCACCAUACAACUUGUAGCAUUUUGCCUCCAGCACCAUGCAUUAACAAAACUAGUGUUCCUUGGGCUGUUUUGUUUUGUGAAGCAGUUCAUGCUGUAGAUCAAGAACAGCUGUUUCCUGUACCAAAUUCCUUGCAGCAGAUUUUAUUUAUUUGUAUGUUACAUACAAGUAGGGUUAGAGUCACUGUAUGUAAUUGCAACAAAAUCAAAGGGGAAAAAAGGGUUAGAUGGAAACUGACUUGACAAUGUUGUUGGAUUAUUUUUCCUUCAUGUCGCAAGUGUAUGCCAGAUGAGGUUUGAAAAGGGUAAAAGUUGUCUGACAGUGACAAUUUAAACCACAAAAAGAUGUUAACAUGUUUAUAAUUUGGGUGUUUUUAAGGCCCAUGGUGAUGGUUGCCUGGAUUUUUUUAUAUCAAGCCUUCUGAGCGUUAAUAUGGUGUUUGGUUGGCCUGCAGUGACAA
Messenger RNA from Lotus japonicus, 5013 nucleotides. Its product is annotated as ethylene-insensitive protein 2.2-like. The record is from RefSeq and is a predicted model, not a curated record. Lineage: Eukaryota; Viridiplantae; Streptophyta; Magnoliopsida; Fabales; Fabaceae. Gene Ontology annotation, biological process: metal ion transport; ethylene-activated signaling pathway. The coding region runs from base 646 to 4572 and encodes 1308 amino acids. The transcript has 8 exons. Gene Ontology annotation, molecular function: cadmium ion transmembrane transporter activity; manganese ion transmembrane transporter activity. Gene Ontology annotation, cellular component: membrane.